Molecule: messenger RNA, 2526 nt
Organism: Gadus macrocephalus (Pacific cod)
Lineage: Eukaryota; Metazoa; Chordata; Actinopteri; Gadiformes; Gadidae
Exons: 12
Coding region: 117-2033 (638 amino acids)
Source: RefSeq, a predicted model, not a curated record
GAACACACAGUAGUUGGAGACUUUCCUAUAAGAACUGCCGCGAAUGCAACCUCGUUUCGAUUUCCCAGCCCACUGAUCGACUUCAAAACCCAGCGAAGAGACUCUUGGUAGACGGCAUGCAGCCAGAAUGGACAGGCUCAGGGCCGCCUAACGAGAGCCUGCUUUACCAAUCCCUGAAGCCCUAUCUGGACACCCCGACCAGAAAACAGCCAAUCAUCGGCCUCGACAGUGUCACAGAAUGCGUGAAGGUGGGCUCAUGUAGUCAGGAGGCCCUCUACCUGUGCGAGGUGUGCCAGAGUCGCAUGAAAAGGUCAGACGUCCGGAACCACAUCAUGGGGUCCCUCCACAGAUACCGCUACAUUAAUGCCCGGCACCCUGACCUGGCGGUGGGGUGGGGCCAGACGGUAGACGUCUCAAAGCUGGCCUGGCCCUUGAUGGAGAUGGCCAGCGUGCUGGAGAAGAGGGAUGGACCGGGCAUCGUGAAGGUGCUGCAGUUGGAUGCCUUUACUUUCAAGGAGAUGGGACAGAAAAGUGCGGCAAGUGCGGUAUCUCAGAUGGCUGCAAUGAGAUGUGAGCGGAUGGAGGGAAGGUCUCCUCACCCAUCGGAGCUCACACAGACCCAUGUCGAUAACUGCGAGGUCCAACCGCGGAGAGUCCAGUCGUGCCCGGUCAAGUCCCGGAACGCCGUAGUUCAGCACCCCAAGUCCAGCGUGCCAUUACAGACGAACAACGCUACGUCCGACGCGGACACCACUAUGAAGUCGCCUCUUGCUAAGUCAGCCGAGCCUUUUGUCCAAUCGGAGAGCAGGGGCCACAUUCUGGACGGUCACACGGUUAUCGGUCUGGACUGUGUGGUGGAGUGUCGGAGGAAGGACAACGGCAGCCCGUCCUGCUUCUUGUGUCAAUGCUGCCGCGUCAAGUCCGACCCAGACGACUUUAUUGCUCACCUGACUAGUCCCUCGCAUAUCUCCAACUACCUGAUGGAGGUUUACCCUGAAUGUGUGGAGGCCAUGAUGGGAGGCCUGAAUGGUGAGAAGGAGCUCCUGCAGUCAGUGGCCCUGAGGGUGGAAAAUAUAGAGGGGAGAGGAGAAUACAAGGUUUUGGAGUGGCCAACACAUCUGUGUGAUCAACUGAGUGAUAAGACCUACCACUGGUGCAUACAAAUGUUCUCUGACAGCGAGCAGUCAACUAGCGCUGCCCGGCAGAAGAAUACCAUUAGCCUAAAAGGUUUAGACGCUUUCCACCAACUGACGACCCGGAAGGACGCCACCGAGGCCGGGUCCGAGCGGGCGGCCAAGAAGCGGAGGACCAGGAAGGAAACCGAUCCCGUUUUCAAGGUAAGCAUGCCGAUGUCUGAAGGUGCGUUCGUUUUGGAGAGGGCGUCUUUCAGCCUGCCCAACUCGGCCGCUGUCAGCACGACGUCCAGGCCACAGUCCAGUCCACCGUCCAGCACACCACCGGGAACCCAGGCCCCGGAGCCCCUGGCACGGGAGCCACUGGCACGGAAGCCCCUGGCAUCGUACUCAAACGUGGACUUUAGCCCGCUGACAGUUACGUUGUUCGAGACGCCACACUUGCCGCUCACAGACUCACCGCCGCGCCAGAUUGAAGUCCGAUGCACAGACGUGGAGGAGACCAUCCCAGUCGUCAUCGGACGCCGAGCGCAGACAGAGUUUGUCCCAGGUUGGGCCCUCCCGACACAGGGGGGCAGACCUGAAACGUACCAACCAAGUACCUCACAAGGCUGCUUUUACCCUCAGCCUUACCCUCAGGAGAACCUGCAGUUCAUCGCUGAUGCACAGACAUGUGUGAUCCAACACGACCCCCCACAGGCUUCUGGCGCUGGGCCCCCUGCAGACGGCAUUAGCCACCCUGUCUCCAGCCUUACGGGGGCUGGUGUUGUGACCCCAAGGUCUCUGUCCUCCUGCACGCUCCCCGUAUUUCAUGACGACCAACGAGAAACGAGCCAUGUCGACCCAAAGCCUACCGUCGCUUUUUACUACUGCACCCCUGGAGGCCAGCGGCGGUCCUAAGUUAGGAAUUUUUUUAUUUUAUUUUUUUUCUGGUUCAGGAAAUAUACUUUGGCUAAGGACUAUGGGAUAUUGGCUGUAACGAUUCACAAUGCAAAGUAGAAGGGAUUGUCAUCACGUGUCCCUGUUCAAAAACUUCUGUUUUUUUAUUUCUUCAAAGAAACAAAGGGUGUAAGCACAAGGGUUUGUGAUACCAAAUAUAUUGUUGAAAUAAGUAUAAUUUUUGUUACUAGAUCUCAAUUCAUUUUUAUUUUAUAUUCAAUGAUAAUCUUUUGAAGACUCAAAUGAAAAAAAUAAUCACUUUACCACUGAAUAAGCUGUUAAUGUUACUUUUUGACAAGUUUAUGCGUGUGAAAAACAUUUUCAUUAAAUUUUUAUAAAUGAUUGAUAUCCUGUUAAUUUUUACCCAAAUGUUGAUCCAAAAUCGCCACAGGGGCAAGUCAAUGUUUUAUACCAAUGUUGGGUGAACAAAAUAGAAUAAACCUUUUGGAACGGC